Sinocyclocheilus grahami is the source of this 4567-nucleotide messenger RNA. RefSeq names its product rab11 family-interacting protein 1-like. Gene Ontology annotation, biological process: regulated exocytosis. Gene Ontology annotation, cellular component: intracellular membrane-bounded organelle. The transcript is spliced from 6 exons. The coding region runs from base 228 to 3884 and encodes 1218 amino acids. The record is from RefSeq and is a predicted model, not a curated record. Gene Ontology annotation, molecular function: small GTPase binding. NCBI's taxonomy places the organism in Eukaryota, Metazoa, Chordata, Actinopteri, Cypriniformes, Cyprinidae.
UUCGUUGCGUUACAGCAGGCCACGCCCACGCGCCGUUGCAGUAGUGACUGUUGGCGUGGCUUUAGAGUGACGCUCACUUGUUGCUUCUCUCGAUGAGGUGAAACUUUUCCAGAGAAACAUUCACGGGCCUUUGGUUUUGACACAUUGAAACUUCUCGCUGGGCAGGACAACUCGCGCCUCCUGUUGACUUUUCAGUCCUAACUGAGACGGGUUGGGUUUUCACAGAAAUGUCUCUGGCAGAGCAAAGCCAGCAGUGGUUUCCCAGCAGCGUGCAGGUAACGGUGCUCCAGGCGAGGGGUUUGCGGAUCAAAGGGAAGAAUGGCACUAACGACGCGUACGCCAUCAUGCAGGUAGCCAAGGAUAAGUUCUCCACCUCGGUGGCGGAGAAGAGCGUCGCGCCGGUGUGGAAAGAGGAGGCCGCGUUCGACCUGCCGCUCUUUCACCUCAGUAACGCGGAGCGCUGCACCCUACAGGUGUGUGUGAUGCACCGGGCUCUGAUGGGACCCGAUAAAAUGCUCGGACAGGCGACCAUCAACCUCCUGGAACUCCAAGACAAUAAAUCCCGUAAUAAAACAGAAUGGUUUAAAUUGAUGGGCAAGACGGGAAAGGCUGACAAAGACAGGGGUGAGGUGCUCAUAGACAUUCAGUUUAUGAAGAACAACAUGACGGCCAGCAUGUACGACCUCUCCGGGCAGGACAAGUCACGCUCACGGCUCGGGAAGCUUAAAGAUAAGCUGAAAGGGAAAAAGAAAGAUGGGAUGUCAGAUUCUGCUUCCGCCAUUGUGCCUUCAGUACUGACUGACAGCGAGGGUGAAGAAGAACCUGACUCUACACCUGGAGCCAAAAAGAAGAAUAAACUCAAAUCCCUUUUCAAACCCAAGCCGGGUUUGCACCGUAACAUUUCCCAGUCCAUGUCCACGCUCACCACCCUGCCUGAAAAAGACUCGGCCAUCAGUCUGAGCAGAUCGUCUGGCCUAAAUGUAGAGUCUCCUGAAGGCAAAAAGAAAUUUAAAUUUCUGAAGCACAAGCGGACUGAAAGCUCUGACAAUAAGGUUUCCCAGGGCACCGGCUCUCUUGGACUGGGCAUGGUGCAGAGCAACGUGUGCGUCAACGGCAGUCACGUCUACACAGAAGAACCAGAGAGUAGAGGAUCCAGGGCUGGUUCCACCUUCAGCCUGAACAGCUCAGGCCACGGAUCCAUGGAGGACCUGCGCAGAGGUCAUGACAGGAAAACUUCCAGCACCUCAAUGGACUCUCUUAAAACCUCUGACCUACAAACUCAAGAGAAUGCAGUGGAAGAGAUGCGCAGAAGACAAGAGGAACAGAGGAAACGGGAAGAGGAAGUCAGGAAAAGACUAGAGGAGGAACGGAAACGGGCUGAAGAGGAAGAGAGGAAGGAAGAGGAGAGGAAAUGGUUGGAAAGAGAGGAAGAGGAGAGGAAAAGGAUUGAGAGAGAGGAAGAAAGGGAAGAGGAGAGGAAGCAGAUGGAGAGAGAAGAAGAGAAGAGGAAGCUAGAGAAACAGGAAGAGGAAAGGAGAAGAAUUGAGGUAGAGAAGAGAGAAAGAAAAAGGAUUGAGCAGGAGGAAAUGAUCAGAUUAAAGAAGGAACAGGAAAGAAGGAAAGCUGAGGAGGAGAAAAGGAAGAGAAUGGAGGAAGAGGAAAAGGCUAGGAAGGAAGAAAAUAAAUGGAGGAGAAUGGAGGAAGAGGAGAGAACGAGACUUGAGAAUGAAAUGUUGCGGAGAGAAGAAGAGACAAAAAUGGAAAGAAGACGUGCUGAAGAAGAGGAAAGACUACAAAAGGAAAAAGAAAAGGUAGAAGCAGAGGAAAAGAGGAAAAGGAUAGAGGAAGAAGAGAGAAGACUGUCUGAGCAGAAAGAGAGAAAAGGGCAAGAAAGGUUACGUUUGGAAAAAGAGACGAUGGGGCUUGAGAACAAGAAAAUGGAAGAAAGGAUGAGAGAGGAGCAGGUGCGAGAAAAGGCUGAGGAAGAGGAGAAGAGGAAGCUGAAAGAGAAAGCAGACCAGGAGAGAAUCAGGCAAGAGAAAGUAGAAAUGGAGAGACAGAAGAAAGAGGAAGAACAGCGGCCUGAGGUGAAACCCAGGAGUGCUCGACUGAAUACGAGUAAAAAAGGACCUGACGAGAUUAACUCGGACUACAUCCCAUCUGCCAGUCCCUUUGAAGACCUUCUCUCAUUCGAUGAGAGCUCCACCAAUCCCACCGUUUCUCAACCUGAAGCCCUCAGUCGGUCCACCAAAGUCUCUGCAGUCAAGCCAAGUUCUUCUGUUUCUGGAAUCUUCUUUUCGCAAGCAUCUAUGCCAAACACCAAUCCGUUCUUAGAUGACUCUGAUGUUGAUAGUGGAAACACUGAGAAAGUUGUCCAUCUCGGAGACACCGCAGAAAGGUCAGAUAAGAAACGACAUGCACCAAUGCCUACCCAGAACAAGAUGCAGAUGGGAAAAACAGACAUCCCUCCAAGAGCACCAGCAAUUCCUGAAGGCACACAAGCUUUUCCAUCUAGAGCAUCUGAGGACGAUGGAGACACUGAUUCCUGCAGUUUACGAUGGGACAAACGUUCCGCACCUUUACCACCAAAGAACAAGCAAGAAGUGCAAAACGAACAUGCAGACCAAUCUACCACACCUCUUCAUACCGGAGAAUGGAGAACUACUAGAUUACAGGAAAAAGACCAGACUAAUAAAGUGUGGCCAGUUUUGCAAGAUGAGUCAAGGACCUCUGAUGCAGUCAAUUUUGGGAACACCAGUUUAUCAAAUCUUAGCCAGGGUCAUCCCAGUAACAGACAAGAAACCAACCCUUUUAUAUCUAUCGAGGUCAAAACAACUAAACACAGCAAGGGUCCCGCUCCAAAGCCUUUAUUACAGUCAAAAUGUUGCAAGACAUCUGCAUCUGAAACUGAACCCAACAACCUAGCAAUUAGUAAUGUCCAUUUGACUGAACAUGAAACCAGUGCUGCCUCAAACUCUUGCAUUGGUCAACUAGAUGAGUCGACUGACAAGCUUGAUGAUGAUCUUGCAUCUGAUGAGCCUUCUACCAAACCCGAGCCUUUGCACUCUGAUGACCUUUCCUCAAGAGAAUUACCAGCAAAUUCUAAACUAGACUCUCUUGGAGAAGACGUACCUUCAAGUUCUGAUCCAGUCCUUGGAAAGGUUCUCUGCACUGUGAAGGAUCCCAAGAAUACUGAAAAUGUCUUGCUUGAGAGUGGUGUUUUCAAAAAGAAGAGUCGGGCCCCAUUGCCUUCUGCCAAAUCAGCAUCCGGCCAGCAACCAGAAGCUGCACUGAACUCAACUAAUCAACCCACCAUACAAGAUCAAGACAAGUCAUUAACUAUUAAUAGUAGCAAGUCAACUUCUUGUUUUACCGAAUCCCUGGUGAACUCAUCGUCAACCUCCAGUCAAGUUCUCACUCCUCUGAGAAUGGAAGCAGGUCAUGGGUCAGGGCACCGGUCUCUCCCGCCUGUCAGAGUGUCACCUAUUGAUGUUCAGCCCGUCGCUGGGCAGAAAAAUGGGAGUGAAAAUGAGAGAACAGGUGAUCCUGCCUUCAAACCCUGCAGGCCCCAUGCAGUGAAACCCCUGAGCACCACUGACAAGCAACCAGACCUCAGAGAGACCCAAGACUGUUCCAGAUCUGCUAAAAUUACAGAUGACAUGCAAGUCAAGAUGAAGGCCCCAGAGGCUAAAGGGACGGGGCCGUACUCCCAGCUAACCCAUGAAGAACUCAUUAACUUGUUGGAAAAGCAAAAGCAGCAGCUUUCUCAGAAGGACGCUAAGAUUGGGGAACUGGAGCUGUAUAUAGAUGAUCUUCUGGUUCGUGUCAUGGAGGACAGCCCCAACAUUUUAAUGUCCUUGAGCUCGAUGAAGAAGUCAGUUUGAGUACUUUUGUAGCAGACAGUUUUGUAUUUAAUGUGCACUGCAAUCACAAAUAUGGGGUGAACAACAGUACAAGGUUGUGGGUAAAUCACAGAGGCUUUCACUAAAGCCAGUAGCUAUAACUGCACACACACUAGUGCGCUGAAGAUAAGGGUGUAUACCUGAUGUCUCGCACUAAAUGGUGACGACAUGAAUUUUUGUUAUUUGGCUUACUUCAGUUUGUGACUGAUGCAUUCUUGUACAUGUUGAAAUAAAUCAUAUGUUAAGUAUUUUCUCCAAAGGUUUUUUACUAUCCGUUUUUUUCCAUUUGAAUUGCUAAUAUUCUUUGAUUAGUGUUAUAUAAUAUAUAUCAGAUAUAAUCUAUUCAAUAUCAUCUAUUCAAUAUUUUGGUCAAAGCGUUUGAUGGAUGCAACCCAUGUGUUAAGUAAACAAAAUAACACUACAUAUAUUCUUGAAAAAUCUUUUAUAUAAAUUACAAAGCUGUAUGAUAUUUUGUAGACAGAUCCCUGUAUUGAUACAUCAAUUUUCUUUUCAAUGGAGCACUUUAAAAGAAUCAGUUCAUCUAUAUAUAAUGGAUAUGUGAUAAUCUGUAUGUUAUGCCUUUUGUCAUGUAAGCUGAAAGCUUUAUUAUUCUCUGCUUUUGAAAUAAAGUCACAGGCAUGGCUCUGCAAAGGGCAACGUCACGA